CAACACAGCCUCCCACCAUAUAACCCAACAAACCCUGCUCUGUUCAUAACUCCGUAUUCAUUCAUUCAAAACUGAGAUUUAUUUGGAAGUCUCUGCAUUUCUUGCUCUCUUGCUUUUUUCUGGAUAUGGCGCUACUCUCAGAUCUCAUCAACCUUAACCUCUCAGACACCACUAAGAAGGUCAUAGCUGAGUACAUAUGGAUUGGUGGAUCUGGUAUGGACCUCAGAAGCAAAGCAAGGACCCUUCCAGGACCUGUUAGUGAUCCUUCAAAGCUUCCCAAGUGGAACUAUGAUGGUUCCAGUACGGGUCAAGCUCCCGGUGAAGAUAGUGAAGUGAUCUUAUAUCCUCAGGCAAUUUUCAGGGAUCCAUUCAGGGGAGGCAACAAUAUUCUAGUCAUCUGUGAUGCUUACACUCCAGCGGGAGAACCAAUUCCAACAAACAAGAGACAUCAUGCUGCUAAGAUAUUUAGCCAUCCUGACGUUGCUGCUGAAGAAACCUGGUAUGGUAUUGAGCAGGAGUACACGCUGUUGCAGAAAGAUGUCAAAUGGCCUCUUGGAUGGCCUGUUGGUGGUUAUCCUGGCCCUCAGGGACCAUACUACUGUGGUAUUGGUGCUGACAAAGCCUGGGGCCGUGAUAUAGUUGAUGCUCAUUACAAGGCUUGCCUAUAUGCAGGCAUCAACAUCAGUGGCAUCAAUGGAGAAGUGAUGCCAGGCCAGUGGGAAUUCCAAGUUGGUCCUUCUGUUGGAAUCUCUGCUGGGGAUGAGUUGUGGGCUGCUCGUUACAUUUUGGAGAGGAUUACUGAAAUUGCUGGGGUGGUGCUCUCCUUUGAUCCCAAGCCAAUUCAGGGUGAUUGGAAUGGAGCUGGGGCUCAUACAAACUACAGCACCAAGUCCAUGAGAAAUGAUGGAGGCUUUGAGGUCAUAAAGAAAGCAAUUGGAAAGCUUGGGCUGAGGCACAAAGAGCACAUUGCUGCAUACGGGGAAGGCAAUGAGCGUCGUCUCACUGGUCGACACGAAACAGCUGACAUCAACACUUUCUUAUGGGGCGUUGCCAACCGUGGGGCUUCCAUCCGAGUUGGCAGGGACACAGAAAAUGCAGGCAAAGGCUAUUUUGAGGACAGGAGGCCUGCGUCUAACAUGGAUCCAUAUGUGGUCACUUCAAUGAUCGCAGAGACCACCCUCCUGUGGAAGCCUUGAGUACCUGGGCUACACACGCCAUUGGUAUAUUGUUGACAUCUCCGUGAGAUGAGGAAUGAAAUGCGUUUCUUUAUGAUUCUAAGAUGUACUUUCCAUUAGAGUAGUACUGUCCUGUUAUUUUCUGCAUAAUUUGCCCCUGUAUACGGGGAUGUAAGGUGAGCUUAUUGCUUCCUUCAUGAAUCUCCCUCGUGUUAAAUAAUGGGUUUUGUAUCAAUAACAAAACGAAAGGGUUGAUCUCCAUUAUUGAAAUAGUUAUAUUGGUAUCUUUA
Carya illinoinensis is the source of this 1465-nucleotide messenger RNA. RefSeq names its product glutamine synthetase cytosolic isozyme 1. NCBI's taxonomy places the organism in Eukaryota, Viridiplantae, Streptophyta, Magnoliopsida, Fagales, Juglandaceae. The record is from RefSeq and is a predicted model, not a curated record. Bases 126 to 1196 code for a protein of 356 amino acids. Gene Ontology annotation, molecular function: glutamine synthetase activity. The transcript is spliced from 12 exons. Gene Ontology annotation, cellular component: cytoplasm.